AUGAACAUUUGUAUCAGUACUACUCCGUGGGCUUACUGGGAUACUGCAAGUUCCGGGGUCGCGCAGAUGCCGUUUGUUCGCACCCACGUGCCUCAUUCUCGUUCAACCUUCCGGCGAUACUGGACUCUACGUCGGCAAAGCCUUGGUGGACUUCUUCCUAGCUUGGAUCAAAAAGGCAUAUCCGGAUACCGUGGCCUAGUCCAAGCUGGCAUUGGGCUUUACAUUGCUGGCUUUACUACGACCAUGUUGGCGGUUGCGCUAGGGGGGCUGGAAUCUGAGAUUUUCUCACGGCAGAACCGUCUCUCGUCACUGUUGAUCACGGCCGCCACAAUCUCGGUCAGUGUGAGAUAUGGACUUCUGGCUUUCGGGAUUAAACGCAUCCUGGGCGAAGUGGGAAUUCGAGCCUCCCUUGGAGGGCAAAUGUUCGCAGUGGCAUGGCUGGCGGUCUUAUUUUCCUUUGUAGCCUCGUUGAUUUGGGUCAUUCUUUUGUUUUAA
This is a messenger RNA of Penicillium malachiteum, 495 nucleotides long. RefSeq lists its product as uncharacterized. The record is from RefSeq and is a predicted model, not a curated record. Gene Ontology annotation, cellular component: plasma membrane. The transcript has 3 exons. Bases 1 to 495 code for a protein of 164 amino acids. Lineage: Eukaryota; Fungi; Ascomycota; Eurotiomycetes; Eurotiales; Aspergillaceae.